This is a messenger RNA of Fulvia fulva, 1185 nucleotides long. Its product is annotated as Tubulin-folding cofactor C. NCBI's taxonomy places the organism in Eukaryota, Fungi, Ascomycota, Dothideomycetes, Mycosphaerellales, Mycosphaerellaceae. Gene Ontology annotation, cellular component: cytoplasm. The record is from RefSeq and is a predicted model, not a curated record. The transcript is spliced from 2 exons. Gene Ontology annotation, biological process: tubulin complex assembly; post-chaperonin tubulin folding pathway. The coding region runs from base 1 to 1185 and encodes 394 amino acids.
AUGGCCACAGCAGCGACGGACGACCACGCACCUGCCGUCCAGCUCACGGCCAACGAAAACUUCUUUCGCUAUUUGCAGCACGAAGUAACAGACGAUCUGCAAGAGCAGAUGACCCGUAUCGAGAGUCACGGCUCAUCCGGCGGCGAACGUGCUGAUGCUGUAGACCAUGUCAGAUCAGUCAUCGCCCGACUGUCUGCAGAAGUCCAGGACGCAUCAUCCUACAUACCUGCCUACCAUCAGCGAACAUAUGGAGACGCCAUCAAGGCUCUGAACGCCAAGCUGCACGAGGUCAAGACAGCAAAUGCUCCUAGGCAGAAGUUCUCCUUCAAGAACAGGCAGCUGUUCAGCGCCGAGAAGAAUGAGUCUGCGAUCAGUCUGAACGAUGCAGCAGAACUGGCAAGCCAGAAGAGACGCCAAAUUCCAGGCUUCCCGGCGCAUCUAUCCGACGCUUCGAGCUAUAUCAACACGCCAGCCAGCAAUGCCCAGACACCAGCAAACGAGAGAGAAGACGUUGAGCUUGCUAUGAAAGACAGCGGUGCACAAGGCGCCUCUGCCAGCUCUGAUGGCCUCUUAUCUACCGACACUGUCCGACUUCGAAAGCUGUCCUGUUCAGAGAGCAAUGCCGUCUUCAUCGACUCUCACGAGAAGAUCCACGUUACGCUUCCUUCAGCAGCCAGUCAUGCUACAGGCUCAGGCACGGUCUCGAACGUGGACCACUGCAUUGUGGACAUGUCAACACCAACUACUGCUGGAAAGCCGUUCGCAGGACUCACGCUGAAGAACAUCUCAUCUUCAUUGAUCAUCUGUGGCCAUGUCGCUGGCGCAAUCCAUCUCACGAACGUCAAGAACUCCGUCAUCGUGGUAGCGAGCCGACAGUUCAGGAUGCACGAGUCGUCAAACUGUGAUGUGUAUCUCCUGGCAACGUCGCGACCCAUCCUAGAAGACUGCUCGGCCAUUAGAUUCGCACCUCUUCCACACGCAUACAUGACGGAAGAAGAUCGAAAUGUCGAAAACAAGUGGUCAAACGUGGACGAUUUCAAGUGGCUGAGGAACGAGCAGAGUCCGCACUGGAGCCCUAUGGAUCCUUCGAAACGUGUCGCGGAGAAAAUCUGGAGACACGUUGUUCCUGGCGGUCCAGAUUUGAGUGUUGAGAACAUUCUCGAUGCUGUCAACCUACCGACGUGA